CUGAAAAAAACAUACUGAAGCUGUUGGGACUUUCUGUUUUGUACUUCUGCUGUCAGUGUUUGGGGUUAAGAACUUGUUGGAGCAGGUUUUCUUUCUCGUCGAGUCAGUUUUACUAAUUGUGCCGUGUGAAUGUUGGGCUGUGCUUGUUAGGUAUGCCUUUCUACUAUAAUGUGGAGGAGAAGUAUAGUUAGAUAGGAAUGUAUAAUAUUAUUGGUUUAACAGUAAAAAAGAUGAACUCAGCUACGUCAGGGCAUACAUAAAUGCAGUACAUUUGUGAAAGCACCUAACUUCAUAACGUGUGAUACAGCCGCUCUCAUCUGCACAAUUGUGUGUUGUAAGUGUUUUUCUCUGGUGUCACAUACCUCUGUUCAGGAGGAAAACAUUUUAACAGCCAGGGGGAGGGGAAAACAAGAGCUCCAACACUGAAAUGAUCCAGGCAUCAUUCAACAUCCCAAGUUCCAGAUAAAUUUCUAUUUAAAGUACGAGGUUGACCGCAAGAAAAGACAUGAGGGCGCAAACUUUCCCAAGGGCGCAAAUUCUGCAGGAGUUAACUUUGCGAUGCCAGGCACUCGCAGCCAAUGACAACAGGGGCUUUAAACAGGAGUUUGAGGAGCUAGAUGAAGUUGGCAAAAACCUCCCCACCCGAGCAGGGGACUCAGAGGCCAACAGAGAAAAGAACAGAUACCCCUACAUACUGCCAUAUGACCAUUGUCGCGUCAGGCUGUCAGUCCAAAACUCCCAACCACACACUGACUACAUCAACGCAAAUUUUGUGCCUGGUGGAGGAUCAGAAAGAGACUUCAUCUGCACCCAGGGUCCUUUGCACAACACCAUGGCUGACUUCUGGAGGAUGGUGUGGGAGCAAAACGUCAGGAUAAUCGUCAUGGUGACAGCUCUGAGACACAAGGACAUGGUGCUGUGUGAUAGGUAUUGGCCUCUGGAACGAGGCACAGUUAAUCAUGGACUGAUCCAAGUGAUGACAGUGACCUGCAAACAAGGUCCAGACUAUUUUAUCACCACCAUUAACCUCAGACAGAGAGCUUGUUCAACAGUCAGGAUCAUCACACAGUACUACUACCCUGCCUGGCCGGACCGGGGCGUCCCUAAAGACUCAUCCUCACUCUGUGCCUUCACUGAGCAUGUGCGGCAGGAAUUGGAAGCUAUUCCACAACUGGGGCCGGCUGUGGUGCACUGCAGUGCAGGUGUUGGGCGUUCAGGGACAUUUGUGACGUUGUUGUGGCUGAUGCAGCUGUGUGCGAGGGGCAUCCGGCCUGAUAUCCGGGCUGCUGUGGAGGAUCUACGGCUACAUCGAAUGUGGAUGGUCCAAAAUCUGGAGCAGUACAUAUUUGUUCAUCAGUGUCUGCUACACUGGCUCCGUGGAGGAACCUCAGCACGCAGGCCACCAGUUCAGGGAGCCAGUUCAAAAAUGAACCACCACAGUCAAGAUCAACCGCACAGCUCCCUGGGCCAUUCAGGGAGGAGACAUCGCCAUCGUCAGCACACAGUUACAUCAGCCCAACCACAGAACACAUUGCAGCAGAUUUUGAACCCUGGAAUGCUACUGAGGAAGUUACUGCCUUCCUCAUCACCGUUUAAUCCAGGCUCACAUGCUUCCUGAACUUACAAACUGUAAAGCUGAGAAUACAGAAACAGUCAAGACAAAAAAUAUUAUGCAUGUCCUCAUACAGCACCUAAGGUAGGACACUGUAGAAAUAAUGCUGUGUGCACUGUAUGACAUGUCCUGCAGGUGAAAAAGUGGUUGGACAUGCACAUACAUGCUGGUGAAGAAACCUGAGACAAAGCAGAAAAAUUAAGGAAGUACCCUGCCAGUCAGGUCAAACCUGUUCCUUUACUAUGAAUCACUUACCUUUGAGAUUUAUGAGAACAAGGUGCUGCUCCCUUUGCAUACAGAUACAUACUGAGGGUGUACAUUUUUUCUUUGUUUGCCUCCACUAUUGAUGAAGUGAUGCUGCUAGAUGACUUUUAUUUAGUUUUUCUUUGUGUGAAAAUCAUUGUGAAUCAUUUAAUAUCACACACUUCUAAGGAUGCAUGUGCAGAAUUGAUAGCAUACUUGCUAGAAAGGCCAACACAUGGUAUAGUGGCUGUACAAAAAAGGUCAUGUUUCAAAAACACACAGGCACUGCCAUUCUCCUUAAAUGACUGAAACCCAUUACAGUACAUGAAGGAGCUAUGAGUUUUAUACAUUAUAGAACAUAAAGGGCUAACCCCA
Messenger RNA from Perca fluviatilis (European perch), 2230 nucleotides. Its product is annotated as receptor-type tyrosine-protein phosphatase V-like. The record is from RefSeq and is a predicted model, not a curated record. Lineage: Eukaryota; Metazoa; Chordata; Actinopteri; Perciformes; Percidae. Gene Ontology annotation, biological process: protein dephosphorylation. Bases 506 to 1618 code for a protein of 370 amino acids. Gene Ontology annotation, molecular function: protein tyrosine phosphatase activity. The transcript has 11 exons.